Molecule: messenger RNA, 1263 nt
Organism: Striga asiatica
Lineage: Eukaryota; Viridiplantae; Streptophyta; Magnoliopsida; Lamiales; Orobanchaceae
Source: the annotation of a GenBank genome assembly
AUGGCUUCUUGUUUCCCCGAGCUCCUGCGACCUGGGCUUUGUGGGCGACGGUUUGCCGGAUUUUCUAGUUGUUUGCCUUCAGGAAAAUGGAGUCGUGGCUGUAAUUGGUUUUCUCGGAGGGGCAUGAGCACGGCGGCGUUGAUGUCGCCGAAAAACAGCAAUCCAUCUUCUUCUUCUUCUUCUUCUCCUUGGCUGAUGCUGCAACCCGUAUAUGAAUCCGGCGCCACCUGCGCGGCCGCCACCUACAAGUUCUACAACCUGGCGGAGAACAGGGUCGUGACCCUGUGGGACCCACAAAUACACGGCGACCUGAAUUUCCGGGGUUCCUCCGGCGGUGGCUGGGUAUCCCUUGUGCAGCCCGAAACCCACGAUGUGUUACUGUACAACCCCAUAUCCCGCCGCCGCAUAAAGCUCCCACCUUCCUACGGCCCAUCUGUUGAUCUAAACAGAGCACCCAUUCUCCAUAAGUCCUUCCUCUCAUGUUCUCCCGACACUGAAAAUUGUUUUGCCGUGAACCUAACCUACUAUGGAGAUUCCAUGGCUGUGUGCUGCCCUUUGUCCAGUGACAAUUGGAAAUGGUUCGGCACAAAUUCCAAAGACAGCUAUUAUUUAGACUGCGUCUACUCCACAACCCAACACACACUCUUUGCCCUAACCCACAAUUUCCAAUUGGAGGCUUGGGACCUGACGGCUGCAUCCCCGAAAUUGAUACGAAUUAUGGGUGAGUUUAGUAGUACCCUCCGCCGAAAAGAGAAUUUGACGAAGAAGAAGAAGUUGUUACAGUCGAGAGAUGACUUGACAUGUUGGCAUCAGUAUCAUCUGGUGAUUGCCGGAGAAGAUCUUCUGGUGGUGACUCAGUACAUCAUGCUAUCCGUUGACUCGGAUGGUUUGUAUGUUGACUUCGAGGCAGAAGAAUCAGCUUUCGAGCUCCCGAGCUCGACUAUUGAUUUUGAUAUUCAUAGAUAUGAUUGGGAGGAUGGAGAUUUAAAGUAUGUGGAAGGUUCUUGUUUGAAUGGUUGGGCUCUUUUCGUUGGUAACUAUAACCACUCUGUUGCGUUGCGUGCGUGUGACUUCCCAGAGCUGAAGCCUAACUCCAUUUACUUUACGGAUGCAUUAGCAUAUCAUUGUGAUUGUAAUAAAGGUAACUAUGACAUUGGCAUAUUCAAUUAUGAGGAUAAGACUGUGUCACCGUGCUAUUAUCCAUGCGAUCCUGGUAACCUAAAACCGAUGUUCCCAGCACCCAUGUGGUUUUUCCCAAGCUAG